This is a messenger RNA of Arxiozyma heterogenica, 2226 nucleotides long. RefSeq lists its product as uncharacterized. Lineage: Eukaryota; Fungi; Ascomycota; Saccharomycetes; Saccharomycetales; Saccharomycetaceae. The transcript has a single exon. Bases 1 to 2226 code for a protein of 741 amino acids. The record is from RefSeq and is a predicted model, not a curated record.
AUGUCAGAUUACCAGUCAGAAGUCGGGAAAUUAUUGGAUUUCACAGAAAAUGUUUUGAUUAACCUUUUAAAUAAUAAAGAUGCUUCUCAAAGUUCAUUUGUACAAAGGGCAAUGAUAGAGACUAAGUUGAGAAAAUCAUCAAGAGACCGAUCAAAGUUUCAAAGAUUGAUCAAGAGAAGACAACUCCACAAAGUACCUCUUGAUAUUGUAAAAGAAGAAAUUAUGGACUAUGAUGAUAUCUUACCAUUUCAAAGGUUAUCAAAAUACUUUAGUCAUUAUGUCGAUGCUGAUCGAAUGGAUCAAGUUGAAUUUGAUACUAAAGUUGAUUCAUAUAUAAGAAAAAAUAAAAAAUGUGGGUUUAAAAAUGAAGAAAAAACUAAAACCCCUAGUGUUAACAGGAUAACCAUAUCUUCUAGAGGGAAGCAGUUACAAAAUCAAUCCUCAAGCACUAUAAGUAAUGUUGCUCCAAAUAAUAAUUCACCUAGAUUGCAAAAAGCACAAGAUAUUUCAAUUUCAACUAAUCAUGACAAUAACCCUGAGUAUAAAACUCGUCCACUUAAUCUAGUAGGAAAUGAACCUGUAAGAUUGCUAAAGGAAAAGGUUGAAAUUAAAGCUAGUGAUGCAAAAAUUAAUAAUCCAGUCAUUAUAAAACAACAACCAAAACUUGUGCUAUCUUAUACAAAUACUUUCAAACCGAUUAAUCAAAUAUCAAAUACAAACGUACAAUAUAUUAAUGAAGAUAAAACUAAUAAAACUAUAAAAAAAGAGGAUAAUCAUGCUAAAACGACUGCUACAGCAUCUACUAAAUUAUCAGAUGAAAAGAAGUCUAAUUUGAUCAAUAAGAAGGAUAUACAAAGUGGAAUAAAUGAUACAUCUAACAGUAAUAAAGUAUAUGGAAAUUCAAUCGACUUGAAAAGUACAAAGGUAACAGAUGUAGCUACUAAAUCAGGAUCAAUGAAUCGUAUGUUCGAGAAAGGUCAAUUAAUUAAAGUAAUGGAAGAGAUCGUGUAUUCACAAAAUAAAGAAUUGGAAAAUACCAAUAUGAUUAUAAAUAAUACAUUAGAAUAUUUUCAUAAAAGAUCAAGUAAUGAGUUCAAAAAUUCUGUUAAAAGUGCAAAUGAAAAAUUGAAAAGUCUCAGUGAAAGUGUGAAUAAGGAAGUAAAAAGUUUGGAUAAGAUUCCGGAUAAAGAGGUUAAGGAAAACGAACAGAAUGUAAUAUUGAUCAAGGAUAAGAAUAACAAAAUACUCGAGGAAAAGCAAUACAUAUCUGCAAAAAAUAUUGAAACCAAUGAUGGACGUGUGUUGAGCUCUUCAACAGAGGAAGCUAAGAAAUCUGUAUCAACCAUAAAUACUAAUAAAAUUUCUAUGUAUAAUUUAUCAAAUAAAGUUGAACAGGAGAAAUCAAGUGAUGAUAAUUGGAUAAUAUCUGUAAGUGAUUCAAACCAACUCAGAAUAGGUGAUAAAAGGAAGUUAAAGACCAAAGAUCAGACUAAAAGUCAUAAGAAAUCAAAAAGAAAAAUCAAUACAAAUAAGAAAACAAAUAAUAGUAGUAAUACUGAUAGCAAUAACAAGAUAGAAAAAUUAAUUGAACGUAUUCAGAAUAGUAAAAUUACAUUAGAAACAUUGUUAGGUUCUGUAUCAAAUGAAACGACCUUUGAGCAGUUUCAUGAAGUAGAACCACCGUCACCUAAAGUAUUUGAAAAUGAGAAUAAAAAUAAGGAUGGAAAUAAUAUCCGUUUGAUGCAGUUGUAUGAUUCCAUUACAAAAUCAGAUGAGCGAGACGAAGAAUUUCCCGAAUCAGUGAGAGGAGAAAUUCAUGUUGGUGAUUCAAAGCAAUUACACAAUCAAACUUAUAAUGGUGCAAUCUCUGCCGUUACUGAUAAUCAUAGUGAUAAUGUUGACAAAGUUGGCAUCAUUUCGAACAAUAUGUUUACCGAUAAAAAUGAUACCAAGGAAAAUAUUCCGCUGAAUCAAUCAAUCUUAAAUGCUAGCCAAAGUCUCUAUGAUGCAUACAUGUCAAACCAUAAUAGUGGACUACUACAUCCUACAACAGAUAAAAAUUCUUUAUCAACAAAGAAUCCAUUUAUAACAUCACAUCGAAACAAACAAAAGACUAAUAAGUUCUCAUCAGUACAGUUGUCCAAACAUAUGGUUAAUAAGAAAGUGCCAAAAGCUUUAAAGAAAAUAAGUAAUCUUGUUUCCAAAUAUAAUUUAGAUGACACAUAA